Messenger RNA from Limulus polyphemus (Atlantic horseshoe crab), 589 nucleotides. Its product is annotated as U2 small nuclear ribonucleoprotein A'-like. NCBI's taxonomy places the organism in Eukaryota, Metazoa, Arthropoda, Merostomata, Xiphosura, Limulidae. Gene Ontology annotation, biological process: mRNA splicing, via spliceosome. Gene Ontology annotation, cellular component: U2 snRNP. The record is from RefSeq and is a predicted model, not a curated record. Gene Ontology annotation, molecular function: protein binding; U2 snRNA binding. The transcript is spliced from 5 exons. The coding region runs from base 116 to 589 and encodes 157 amino acids.
CCUGAGAAUUGAACUCAUGUGAAGACUAAACAAUCAGAAGUCAUUUGAUUUGUUUAAACGGUUGAUACGUUCUUAGUAUUUUAAUUUUCACUGGCUUUUUAUUAUUGUGCUCAAUAUGGUAAAGUUAACUCCAGAACUAAUAGAAUUGUCUGCUCAAUAUGUAAAUCCAGUUAGAGAUCGUGAAUUAAAUCUUAGAGGUUACAAGAUACCAGUUAUUGAAAAUCUUGGAGCAACAUUAGACCAGUUUGACACCAUUGAUUUAUCAGACAACGACAUCCGCAAAAUUGAUGGUUUUCCUCUCCUUCAGCGGUUGAAAACUUUACUCAUCAGCAAUAAUCGAAUAUGUCGUAUAGCAGAAAACCUUCAUGAAGCAUUACCACGUCUAGAAAGUUUGGUCCUAACCAACAACCAUAUUCAAGAACUGGGUGAUAUUGAUCCACUUAGUACAAUCAAAACUCUCACAUCUAUCAGUCUGCUGAGAAAUCCCGUGGCUACCAAGAAGUACUACAGACUCUACUUAAUACACAAACUCCCACAAGUCAGACUAAUAGACUUUAGAAAAGUGAAACAGAAAGUAAGUCAGGCCUAA